Molecule: messenger RNA, 3109 nt
Organism: Aethalodelphis obliquidens (Pacific white-sided dolphin)
Lineage: Eukaryota; Metazoa; Chordata; Mammalia; Artiodactyla; Delphinidae
Gene: RNASEH1
Product: ribonuclease H1
Exons: 9
Coding region: 59-922 (287 amino acids)
Biological process (GO): DNA replication, removal of RNA primer
Molecular function (GO): RNA-DNA hybrid ribonuclease activity; magnesium ion binding; nucleic acid binding
Source: RefSeq, a predicted model, not a curated record
GUGUGAUGAGGGCUUGUGGCCGGUAUGAGGCGUGGGUGCCGGUGAACGGCAGUGAGCGAUGACCAGGCUUCUGGGCCUGGCGCACAGAGUGGCUUUGGCUGCCUUGCGUUGCGGUGGCCGCAGCUGCCGCGGGCUCGCCAUGUUUUAUGCCGUGAGGAGGGGCCGCAAGGCCGGGGUCUUCCUGACCUGGGAUGAAUGCAGAGCCCAGGUGGACCGGUUUCCUGCAGCCAGGUUUAAGAAGUUUGCCACAGAAGAGGAAGCCUGGGCCUUCGUGAGAAGCUCCGCAAACCCUGAUGGUUCAGAAGGGCAGAAAAAUAAACAUGUACAGGAGUCACAAGUGAAGGCAAACAAGCGACUUCAUGAGCCCUUGGACGAAGGUGAAGGUGAAACCACAGAGCCGUGUGCAAAGCACAUGAAACAGAGCACAGAACCGCUGCCUUCAGUGAGCAAAGACACAUUUUCUUAUAUGGGGCACUCUGUCGUCGUCUACACGGACGGCUGCUGCUCCAGUAAUGGGCGGAGGAGGGCUCGAGCAGGAAUCGGUGUUUACUGGGGGCCAGGCCAUCCUUUAAAUGUAGGAAUUAGACUUCCUGGGCGACAAACAAACCAAAGAGCAGAGAUUCAUGCAGCCUGCAAAGCCAUCGAACAGGCAAAGGCUCAGAACAUCAAUAAGUUGGUUCUCUACACAGACAGCAUGUUUACUAUCAAUGGCAUCACUAAUUGGGUGCACAGCUGGAAGAAGAGUGGAUGGAGGACCAGCACAGGGAAGGAGGUGAUCAACAAAGAGGACUUCAUGGUGCUGGACAGGCUUGCCCAAGGCAUGGACAUUCAGUGGAUGCAUGUUCCUGGCCAUUCGGGAUUUAUAGGCAACGAAGAAGCUGACAGAUUAGCAAGACAAGGCGCGAAGCAACCUGAAGACUGACCAGUUUAUCUGCUGAAGAGCCUGAGCCAUUUGUCCCGUCGUUUCCCACUGUCAGUUUUGUCGCUCUCACGAUCUCGAGGUGCUGUCCGGUGUUUUACUCUCUCCUCGGGAUUUCCUGCAAAUUGGCGGCUGGAUCAGAGGCUUGAUCACAGUCAGGCUCCACCCCUUGGGCACAUGUGUUACCUGCUUUCAUCAGAAGGCAGAGCGGUUUUCAUCCUUUUGUUGUUGGCAGCUGCCAGUGCUCAGGGCCUAGAAUACUGAUACGCUGUCAUUUUGCUUACGUUUAUUGGCUGGAACAGUUUUAGAAGCUACUUCCCCUCACCUGAUGCUGGCGCUCAGUGUGGAAUUCACGUACAAAAGGCGGGAUAAAUGCUAAGAUUGGCUCCCGGUCAUCCUAAAAAGGUAGCCCAAUUAGGGGGUUUUAUUUAUAUAUUUUUAUAACAUGUAAACCUACGUAUAUGUCACGAACUCAUGUACUUAAGCCUGUUAGAUGGGUUUCAGUCCAUCGCAAUUUUCCUCUUUAUUGAACCCAAAUUGCAGCGGCUUUGGCCUGUAGGAGCGAGCCUCUUCAAGUUGGCUCUUGAUUUCUUUUGAUAUUCAUAUAUGUACACAUGCAUGCACAGACACACACUGACCACACACAGACACACUCACGCACAGACUGCACACGGUCAUAGAGAGCUUUCUUGCAGUCUGAUGUGUCAGGGUGUUCUAGACCCAUCUUGUACUUUCCUGCUCUAGACCUGGAAUUGGCUUUUUCUCUAAGGAUCUGUAGUUUCUUUUAAUGGGAAAAAGAGGUAUUUCAGAUCCUUGGUGCUCAUUGCUACAGGGUUGGUGGUUGAUUCUAGGGCUAAAAAAUACACACGUGUGCGCACCCACAUUUAAAGAGAAAGUGUUUUCUGAGCUCAUGUUGACAGUCGUAAAACAAACUCAGGAUUCCAGGACAUUCAGCCUCUUCCAUGUUACAGCUGUGUCUCCUACACUGAGAUCCCGGUUCUCAGGCUGUGGGACUACGGAGCAGAAUAUUCCUAAUUACACACUUGCUUGUUCUACUUUAACAUGUACUACGUGGAUACUAACCCUAAUAUACCAUUAAUUACAAUGAAAACAGCACUGGAGCCACACCGUCAACUGUUACUUAGUAAAAUCUCUCCCCGCUGCCCUCAUUUAGUCUUAUUUCCAUGUACUUAAUGCUCAUAACCAGUGUUUAGGUCAGUGUCAGCUUGGGAACCAUACUCCCUGGGCUUCUGUAUGUUGAAUUCAGCUUGUGUCCUUUAUACUUGAAGUUUUGUAGAAUACGAAAUCCUUGCCUACGUUUUCUUUCCUUGAGUGUCUUAAAUAUUCUGUUUUCUUCCAGCAUAAAGUGAUGCAUGAAGAGCCUGAUGAAUCUUAUUUUCUUUCCACGUCACGUACUCUUUGUGCUUAGAUGUCCAAAGGGCUUUUUCCUCUUUCUCAAGUCAGCAGUUUUAUUAGAAUGUAUCAUGUGUUGGUGGCCCUGGGUCACUGUUUGCAGGUAUGUGGUGUGCUUUUUCUGUGUGUAUUUUCAAAUCUACUGUUUCAAGAAAGUUUCCUUGAAUUGUGGCCUAGUGCUCUGUUUUAUUUUUUGCUUUGGUUUUCUUUUUGGGGGGACCCCUGUUACCUGUUGAAAUCUGAUUUACCCAUCUUCAGUAUUUGCCAGUUUAUCUUGAAUCUUUUAUCUGUCUUAGAUUGCUUCCACGUCUUGGCUGCUGUAAAUAAUGCUGCUAUGAACAUAGGGGUGCACAUAUCUCUAGAGGUCUGUUUUCAAAGAGGGCAGUUAAAGGGAAGGGGUCUGCUGAGCUAUGGAUUCCCCCUGGCAGAAUCCCUGGGUCCAGGAGGGUCCUUGCUCAGCUGAGGCUUUUGAAUCCCACCCUCUGUCCUCUCAGCCCACGUCCUCUAUAGCCAAACAUGGACCUUCUCCAACACCACGGUGUCCUCUGUACCGGGGGUCUAUAUGAUGAACAGGGUGCCCCAUUCAGGUAUGCGACAUGCUUCAACCUAACACUUUAGAACCCGGGGGCCAAGUGAAUGUUAGUGUCCCCAGAUUCCUGUGUUGAAGACCUGACCCCCAGUAUGGCCCUAUUUUGAGAUGGGGAUGUUUGUCUCUUUCUGUUAUGAGUGCUUGUCUUAUGUUUUGUUCUUGUGUGUUUAUUAAAGUCUGAUGGGCAA